This is a messenger RNA of Dendrobium catenatum, 1277 nucleotides long. RefSeq names its product peroxisomal nicotinamide adenine dinucleotide carrier. NCBI's taxonomy places the organism in Eukaryota, Viridiplantae, Streptophyta, Magnoliopsida, Asparagales, Orchidaceae. The record is from RefSeq and is a predicted model, not a curated record. The transcript is spliced from 11 exons. Gene Ontology annotation, biological process: transmembrane transport; nucleotide transport. Bases 200 to 1249 code for a protein of 349 amino acids.
UGGACAGCAAACAUUUUUUAGACGUUUCUUUCUCCCGAAGCGUAAUUCACGUCGCCAUCCAAUCGAACUGCUUUCCACCCGCUACCUCGUGUCCGCGACGAAGUCUCUUUGCCGUACUGUGCGACGAACAUCACGUCGUUUCUCUCACUGUGAUCCGAGCUCUUCACGCCGCCUCCGUUUCUCGGCAGCGGAGGACGCGAUGUCAGACGCCGUCAUCAACGGCGUUGCGGGUGCCGGCGGCGGAAUCAUCGCUCAGCUCAUCACUUACCCCUUGCAGACUGUCAAUACUCGUCAGCAGACGGAGCGCGAUCCGUCCAAGUCCAAUGCUGGAGAUGGAACUAUCAAGCAGAUGUGCCAGGUGGUGAAACAGGAGGGAUGGAGGCGGCUCUAUGGAGGGUUGACGCCGUCGCUGGUCGGCACAGCGGCGUCCCAGGGCGUGUAUUACUAUUUUUAUCAACUAUUUAGGGACAAGGCAGAAGCUACUUCCCUUGCUCGACAAAUGAAAGGUGUUGGAGAUGGAUCUAUUGGAAUGCUCCAAUCACUUGUAGUUGCUGCAUUUGCUGGAUCAGUAAAUGUGCUGAUGACAAAUCCUAUAUGGGUAAUAGUCACACGCAUGCAGACUCACAAGAAAGCCAGCAUAUCCUCAGAAAAUCUUGUUUUAGCAAAUGCUCCUGAUGAUGUGCUUGAAGAUGUUGUUGUUGAACCUCCGCCUUAUGGGACUAUUGAUGCUGUUCAAGAACUAUUUAGUGAAGCAGGUUUAUUAGGCUUCUGGAAAGGAGUACUACCAACAUUAAUAAUGCAUCCAUGGCUUCAGGUCAGUAAUCCGUCUAUUCAGUUCAUGUUGUAUGAAGCAAUGUUGAAGAAGAUGAAGAAAAAACGUGGCUCAACCGCGAAAGGUGCUGAAGGAUUGGCAGCUUUUGAGAUUUUUCUUCUUGGGGCUGUCGCCAAGCUUGGAGCUACAGUUGUGACUUAUCCCCUUAAUGUUGUCAAGGCAAGGCUUCAAGCAAAGCAAGCUCUUGAUAUUGAUAGGAGGCAUCACUACCAAGGUACUUGGGAUGCAAUUAGGAAAAUGAUCAGAUACGAAGGCCUUGCUGCCUUCUACAAGGGAAUGCGCACUAAGAUAGUGCAGAGUGUGCUUGCUGCUGCUGUCCUCUUCAUGGUGAAGGAGGAACUUGUGAAGGCGGUGAAAUUAGUUCUGAACCGUGACCUCAGGCUAGUUGAAAAAUCAAAAGCGAAGCUUUCCCGGUGAUUAUGGUUUCUCAUUCUUUAUGUUCUAG